CUGUCAACUCAACUAAACAAAAGAUAUUCGAAAAGUCAAAAUAAGCGAGUUACUGACUGAAAUAAAAGAGUCUUGACUACAUUCCUCUUCUUUCAGUAGUUUCUAGCUUAUCAAUUUCAGAUUUCCAUGAUUGCAUCAUUUGGAACGAGUAUCAUUACCUGUACGGAGCAAUGUCUAUCAACCCUAAACUCUAAGCCCACUCCUACUAAGUAACUUACUUCCGCGCGCCCCUGCUAUUUCCGUUAACGACCUCCUAUCUUCUGAAACAAGAGACCUAGUACGUACUUCUAGUACGACAAAAAUCCACCAUCCACUCCACAUACGCAUUCGCCAAAAUGAACGUCCCUUCCCACGCCACCUCCUCUGAAGACCGUUUAAAUUUCCAAGACCGUCGUCGAGCCUUCAAGGACACGGCGGCCUUGGAGAAUGAGGCGGUCAGGGAUAAGCGCGACGAAGAUGAAUUUCGCUUACGAAAGGAGGAAAAGCGAGAAAUGAUAGCGUUAAAAAGAAGAAAACUGGAGACCGGGACGUUUCGAGAGGGAGAAGGGUCAUCUCGAGACCCUGGAGUUGGAGCGUGGAUAUCUUCCUCAUCAUCCUCCUCCUUCCAGAACAAUCCCUGUACCUGUUCACCUGAUGUCCGAGUUAGGAAAGGUGCAGCGAAGAAAGGAAUACCACAGUGUAGUCCUAGUUCAGCACUGGUGCCGGGAAGUACCACAGGUAGAAGUGCUAUUGCUGGUACAAGAAUUGGGUCGUCAUCUACGUCGUCGCUGCAAUUACCAGGGUUGGAGAGUAGAAGAGGCGAUGCAUGCGACAGUUAAGGCUGUUGUACCUAAUACAUCUUUGGACGCAUGAUCCUUGAAACGUAUGGAGGAGUAUCCACCUAAGGGAAAAGGACUCCGCCAUACUUUUCAAGGAUGCAGCACUUGGAAGAUGAAUGGCGGACAGCUCUAAGACAGGUGUGGAGGAGUAUCAGCCUCAUUAUCCAUGAUUCCUCCAACUGGAACCUCCUCUUCCUCCACCUACUUUCAACAUCACCCGAACAGUCAGCACCAACCAUUUCAACAUAUGAACUCACACCAAACACCGCCUUUGCACACAGAGUCCAGUCGCAAUGCCAGAAGACGUAGCUCAGCCAGGUUUAACGGCUCUGUUGAUCUCACUGUUAUGCCUUCAGGUACUAGGGAAUUCAUCAUCAUCUCCAAAGUGAUCGGGAAAAAGGGACCCACCAGAUGAUCCCUGCGAUGAAUUCAUCCCGACGAUCCCUGAGAUGAAUUCAUCCCGACACCUCUUCUAACACUGGGAACAACAACAAUGCUCCACUCUCUCAGCACUCGCAGCACUCUUGUCGCCGCUCCGACGUGAGUCCUCUAGAUAACGUCAUCAUGACACCGCAGAUGCGAGACGUGUUGAGCACGUCCGAGCGGAGAGUUCGGGAACACGAAGCGAACUUAUUUCAGUUUAGAGGGAUCCUGAGGAACAGUUUGAUGAACCAACGCGACUGCACGGAAGAGCAGUUGAAGCAGGCAAGCUGUUUGGAGCUAUGUGAUGCGUUGAACAAAUGCAUCGUGUUUAGGAAUGGCGAAGAAGAGCGGGAUGUGCUCUCUUUGGUGCCGAAGGAAAAUUACUUGAAGGAAGAGGUACUACUAGCACUUGAGUGCGCGUGCAAUAUCUGUUUAGCCGAUAGUUAGAUGAGUGCGCGUGCAAUAUCUGUUUCACCGAUAGUUAGAUCAAUAGAUUGUUACAAGUUAAGGUAGCUGGUACUCGUAACAUCAAGUGGCGUUUGCGUUAAAGCUUCAUCGUGGCCUUUUUCCACUCGGCUAAUCAUUAAAAAUCUAAAUGUAAUAAAUAAUAUCACCAGAUCACCUGCGCCGUUUCCGGUCACGCCUCCGCUUCAUCCCUGACAGCCCUGGCAUACGUUUCUGACAUCUUUGACCAUGUCGCUGUCCUAGCAGAGUCCCAGUACGAAGUUCUACAUAAGGAGAUGACGAACUUCACUAACACUUGCUGCACUGGUCCAAUUCCAACUUCUACGGGUCGUGGAAGUAACCAUUUUGGUGGACAAGCAACUGGAGCAGUGUUAUUCCCUUCAUCCGCGGCUUCCGCUAGCGCUGUAGCUGCUCAUGACAUGCAUCAGUCAUCGUCCUCUCCAACUUCGAGAUCUAGAGCAACAGGUGGACCAUCGUCUGCCAGACCAGGUCCCCUUCUCCGCCAGUGGCAACAAUACUCAACAGUUUUGCGCGUUCUCCGCGAGCUCAGGUCAAGACUAACCCCGGAUGAGAAAGGGGGUAGUGCGGCUGCCAGUAGUACGGCUGCGGCUACGGCAGCUAUAGUCUUCGGCGCGUCUUCUGGAGCGAUUACGGCACCAGCGUCGAGUAUGUUGUUGCUGCAGAAUAGUUCUAAUGGUUGUAACAUCAAAGAUGCUGGUGGUCAUGGUGCUGUGGGAAUGAAUGGGUCUUCUAGUGCUGGAUACUUCUUGGUGGGUGUUGGUGGUGCUCAACCCAUUGAGGAAGAGCAAGUCGAUUUACAACCGUCAACCACUGACACAACUCCCACUACGUCUAGUGCAACAACUAGUGCUAGCAUGGAUGGCAACAUAGUAGCUGCUUCCGCAACGGUUCCACUGCUAGUGCACAUCAUGACCAACGCAAACGACCUCAAGGCCCAAUUUGAAGCCUGUUGGAUUCUCUGCAACGUCGCCAGUGACCAGAGCCGAAACUCCGCUUCCUACCUCACGACUCUGUGCCGUCAUGGCGCCCACGAAGGCUUUCUCCAACUUUUGCACUCCGAAGCCGCACUCUCGGUGUGUAUUUGUGAACAGGCAGUUUGGUCAUUGGCGAAUAUUGCGGGUGAGGCAUCGUCUAUUGCGUUUAGGGAUGGCUUGUUGAAUAUGCAGGUUGUGGAAUUGUUGGGGAAAGUCUGCAACGCAACAAGUCAAAUGUCGCAUUGGUCAAAUACAGGGAAGACGAAGGUCUAUUAAGGCUACUGCUAAUCCAUCUCCAUAGGCAUCCCUCAACCGUAUGCGCCCCAUUACAAGGGGAAUACUCACUCAUUUACGCUUGAGGGAUUUGAGAUUUCCACAGGGAUGAACUAGGACACGAGGUCUAAGUCUAUCGAACAGCUUUUUGGGCAUUACAAGUGCUGUGUAGAGGAAAGCCAGCGCCAGCAUUGGAGAAGGUACUCACCAGUUUUUGCCACAACUGGUUCUUCUUUCUUCUGAAAUAAUUUUGCAAAACCUUCUAAGUAUUUAACUACUUACACGGAGAAGCAAUUAUAGCAAUCAUAGCAUAGCUGCUAUGACAAAUGCAAAAAUCACCACCCUCAGGUCGAGGCCUCCCUCUCCGUCUUUGUCGAAGCCAUAGUCCGAAAUUUAGACCUAGAAAUCACCGAAGACGCGGUCAUGGGUUUGAACUCGUUUUUCAGCGCUUCCAAUCCUAAGAAAAUGCUACAAGCAGGACCAACACAUCCACAGGCGGAAUCCGAUGCACGUAGAAGAUAUCGGCUUUUGAUGGAGGUUUCAACAAGCUCAGGGCACGAGGAAGACCACAUGGAUGAAGGUCAAGAUCGAGGAGAUGCAGAUGACAUCAGGAGUAAAAGCAAACCUAGUAGAAGCAGAACAUCAGUUUGUAACCCCUUCGUGAAGACCUUAUGCGAUCUGUUGGUGUCUGGCAUCCCAAAUUCGACGACUUCUUUACUUCCUGGUGGAAGUUCAAGAGCCGCUGGAAGGCCUUUAGUAGAUGAAUCUACUUUACUAGCUCCACCUGGAGGACUAGUGGGCGUUAGAACAACCCGAAACCCUGGAGGAGAGAUACAGUGGUCUCAGGAGAUGAUGUGUGCUACUUCGCAGGAUGAUCAGAUGAUGUCUUCUAGUCAGGGUCAGGGACAGCAGGCGCCGACUCCUGGUGGUGAAGGAAUUCCUGGAGUAGAACAGAACCUCCUCGCACAGCCACAGCCUGAUGUUGGAGGCAGCUUCAACAUUCGAUUUCAGAUCGGAGGUAGUAGCAGCUCUACGGCACAGAAUCCUCAUGUCGGCGGUUCUUCAGGAGUGCCACCUGGAGCAUCUUCCAACAUAGACAGCAGACUAUUUCUAAGCGUCAGUAGUCGCAACAGUGGUUGUAGCCAUAAUAGCGGUGGAGGUGGUCCCCCAAUCAUCUCCAAAGGGAACUUGUCUCUGCAUUCUUCCCCCAUCUCCCCAAUCAUCUUCGCUAGGAAGAGUCAGAGGUCCUUCGGUUCGUCCUUAGGUAGGCGCGGAGGAUGGGCGUCCUGUUCCUCGUUGCCAUUCUCCUCUACACCAGGCAGCGCGUUACACAACAGCCCAGAUCAAAUGCUCAAGGUGAAUCAGGCACAAAGAGCAGCAUCUUCGAUGGGUGGAGGACCUCUAGUAGAUUCUUCAGCUUUCGUUUUGGCAGCAAUAGACAAUAGUACCAUGAACGUGAUGAACAACACGACUGGAGGUCCUGGUGCUAGAAAUAUCGUCCCUAGUUGUACGUCCUCUACUGGGAUCAAUCAUAAACCAGGUGCAGCAGCAGGUGGAGGUGCUCCGCCUCCUCCCACAGCUGGUAGAAGUAGCACAGGCAUUCUCUCGACGCCACCUUCGAAGUCAUCACUACGUGCCAAAUUGAAUCCGGACACGCCAACAGACGGCGCCGGAUCUAGUAUACCCCUUUUAGGCCCCUUAGUAUGCUGCGACAAUGUCGACUUCAACAGCACGAUGAUCAUCUCGUCUUCACGUGAUCACAGAGGUGGAGGUCGAUUGCUUGGUCGUAAACGGAAAAACCACGCAGCGACUGUGUUGAACAAAGAGAAUGAAGGGAUAGCAAACAUCGGAGUGAUUCAUCCACAAAUGAACUCUAACCCUAUAAAUACUAAUAUUAGUAACUCAAUAUUAGGCGGGAUCGGGAUGAUGAGUGUGGACCAUCAACAACUAGUACUGCCUUCUUCCCUACUAGGUUCUGGUGGAGCAGGAGGUUUGUAUGAACUUCCACUGUCAGUAUCGAAUUCCCGGACGAUAACGCCUCCUGCGCCCACGAGACCUGUUGCAUCCAUGAGCCAAGACGUGCUGGUCGGUGAUGAGGAAGUCCUCGGAAGGAGGCAGGAGUCUCACUCUCAACCGCAACAUGUCGGAAACGACCCUGAAGAUGCAGAUCAUAAGAAUAGCUUUUACCAUGGGACUAGAAGACGGAGUAACGCUAAUAGUAGACGGCAAUCGACGUCGAGCCUCAAUGGCGCAGGUGGCCUUGCAAAUGGCCCCGCUGACUGCAGUAGUCUCUUUCAAAGCUGCCUGACCGGUAACAUCAACAGCAGUGCAAGUGAAGUUGACUCCUCGUUCCACCAGGACUAUGCAGGUGGUGGUGGCGGAGGUUGUGGUGUUGGUGCUCGGGUUCAACAUCAACCAGCUGGUACAACUAGUUGUACUACACGACAGGAUCAUCAGAUAGAAAUUAUUCCUGUGGUGGAGGACAACAUGGAGCAAGCGGCGUCAGCUGUUGGCCUAGUGUUGAUGCCUUACGACCAAGGACCGAACCGAGAACAGCUCUUACAGCAGUAUCAAAACGGAGGAGACAACAACUAUGGGUCUAUAUUAAGGCUCAACUUUCAAUGGUCAUUGGGGUUGGUCACUGAGAUCGAAGAGGCGACCCCUUCUCGAGAGAACCAACAGGGGAAAGAAACGAAGGGACGAAAGGGGAGAGCUUUGAAGGGGGUCUCUUCCGUUCUGAGUCGGUGACCAAUGAAUGCUGAGCUUUAACUAUAGCAAACCCUUCUAGCACGCCAGCACUUGCAGCGGACAAUAACCCUCCGCAACAACAAUCAAUCUCAGCUCAACUUCGUAGCCUUGUCUUGCUCCUGUUGGGCACACUAGUGAGAAACGCUCCACCAGACGUCGGCUUUCUUGACGCUUGCGUCUCCAGUGGCCUGACGCAUGCUCUCGGCACUGUGUGGUUGAUUACUGGAGAGUCAACGAGGAAGAAACGCGACAUCGCAAAAAUGGUCGGCGUCCUCGCACAUGGGACACCGGAACAGUGUUUGGCACUCUGUGAGCCGUUAGAACGAGGACGAGGUAGAACUACGAUGAACAAUGUGAAUGUUGGUGCUGGGCGAGGAAGGACAAUAGGUGGUAGUAGUUUAGGUGGUGGACCAAUGGCAAUGCUUCUUGGUGGAGAUCAUGAAGGUCUACAACUAGAGGACAUCGAAGAUGAUAUUGCACAGCCACUACUACAUCUUGAACAAGACGUCGUGAACAAUCAGCGAGGCAUCGAUUUUUUCGACCUUCUCGCUGAAGCUGUGCAGGAAAGACGCUCUAACGUGCUAGCCAAAGAGUGCGUCACUGCGUUUGCUAAUGCCCUCAAAGUUUUACUUCCUCACGCUGUUGAAGUAGAGAAAGCUAGGGAGAUGAAUGGAGUUGAUUUCAACAACAUGACGAUCGUAGGUACAACUGGCCGUGGCACUUCCUCCUCUUCCACUUGCACUCCAUCCUCUUCAUCUACUUGGACAGUCCGGCAAACCAUAGACUACUUUGUCAAAGAGAAGGGCUUUUUCGUCAUCGUCCGAGACUGGUUGGAGUCAGGGGGUACCGAUGACGUCUCGCUUAACUGUCUCUUACUGGACAAUUUAGUGUUAAUUUUCGAAGCAGGUGAGCGACAAUGUCCUUCUACUUUCGUAGAUUUGCCAUCAGGCUGUCAAGCGCCGACAUCGAGCCCGUGCUUGAUCCAUAAAGGGAGGAGUGGAGUGGCAGGGGAGGAAGCAGGGCAGACGAGGGCGGGAGGGUUGUUAUGGCUCAAAUAAGUAAUAGAGGUGAAUAGUAUUCUAGGACUAGGAGAUGUGACACGUGUUAGGUCUCUCUCGCUUGUUUUUUCACUUUUGAACUUUUUCAGGUCUUCUGAGUUGAGUUGUAUGACCUUUCUAACACCUCAAGGGAUGCAACUCGGCGUCCCCUUAGAUGAGAACGCCUUGAUGCAUCAACUCGACAACGCGACCACUAGUGCAGAAAAUGAUAGGAAUUUCGCUUCUCCGGAAAUCACAAGGGGAUUCGGAUCACAAGACCCAUACAUGGUAGAUUCACAGGACAAUGGAAUAGAGGAGAAAGGUGGAGCAGUGGCCAGGAAUGGUGUUGGGGAGAAAAGUUAUGCUUAUGAUUUGUUGAUACAGGGAAGAUACUCAGAGAAUGACCACAAUGAUUCCGGUUUUUGUAGUGAGCUUGUCAUUCACAUUACUUACACACUUCUGCUAAGAUUCCUGGGCUAUCAACACGAGCACGCUUGCACACCGCGGAUUCGAUAGUGGCAGAUCCGACUUGAGUAUGCGGAGUAAUGAGGGAGAUCAUUUAUUCGAAAGAAGUUCUUUUCGUCCGAACAAUCGGCGUACUGGAUUAGUAGGUGGUGGUGGUGGUGCAGCAGAUGGAGGUUUAUUUACGACUAGUAUUAAGGGUAGGUUAAAGGUGCUUUUGUUACCGUUUGUUAUGGCUCUCCUAAGCGGGACGGCCAUAACAAACGGGAUAAACGAACACCAAAAGCCUACCUCUAAUAGUAGUAGUGCAAGAACUGGAUCUGGAGCAAAAGCAAUGGCGGUCCACGAUGUCCUAGACCCUGCUCAGAAGCACAUGGCUCAUGCUAUCCGCGGACGUGCAGCAUGUCUAUCUUCGAUGCAACAUAGUGGUAGUCCUACAACUUCUAGCAGCUAUUCGAAUCCGUACGUCCUCUUAGCUGAGGAAACUGGGUUAGAACAAACGCUGCGUAAUGUAGGAGACAGGUUUUCAAACAGCAAGAUGCCGAAUGACAUGGAUCGGAAAACACAGCGCAUUUUAGAUACCUGGUUUUCCAGAGACGUCGAGGACGAGGUGUUUUCGAAGGAGAUCGAAGUUAUGGGAAGAAAAAAAAGUUAGACAUGUUACUCACAGUCACACACACACACGUAGUUAAUGGACGAGUAUCAAUAUUGAAUUUCCACUUCUGUUUCAUCAUCUCUACCUACUGCUCAGUCGACGUUCUCGUAUUUUUAUAGUUCGAGUUCUUCUAUUUCAUCUUCACGCGACAUCAUAAUUGUGAUCGACAUCGGGGCACAUUCUCUAAUAUCCAAGGUUUCGGCGAAUCUGGAUGCAGGACGCACUUCGAUUUUUCAUGAUGGUGGACUCGCACUUCGAUUUUUCAUGAUGGUGGACUUUUAGUACACACAUUUGUCAUAGAAGAAUCUCGGACAGUACAGGGAGAAGAAUUAAGUGGUCCGCGGCUCAGAACUGAGUGGUCCUCCGCUGCCCCAAAUUGACACAUGAUGAUCGAGAUCCCAGUGUGACUCAACAUUCAUCUAGUGGAAGUAAGUGAAAAUAAUCUCGCAUGAUGCAGCUUUCGCUAACAUUUUUUGUCAUAAAGAGUGCUCCUCACUCCACAAGUCACUCAUUGAGUCUGUCUUCUUAUUCUUAUCCAAUCACAAUCUAAACAUGUCCUCUUCUAUGUCAUCAAAGUCAACAUUCUAAUUGCAAAAUUAUAUCCCAUGUUGAAAUCGAAAUUCGUGAACUACUUCGCGAUCCAGAUUUUUCUAUUUCAAAUAGUAUUGACUUAACCUCCUUUAUUGAAUAAUAGAAGUACUCACAACUACAUCAUCAUAAUCUUCACUUCACUUCUCAGAUCUUUCUUUCAACCUCUUAUCUUCACCAUCUUCUAGUUCUACUUCCGAAAACAAAGGAGAUUAUAAAGCUGUUGAAUGGUGACUACAGAAACCACGACGCGGAAUGAAAACGCCAGUAAGGAAACAGUUUAACUGAAAAAUGAAAUCCAAUCGAUAUUCUUCGGG
Amoebophrya sp. A25 is the source of this 8781-nucleotide messenger RNA. The record is from the annotation of a GenBank genome assembly. Lineage: Eukaryota; Dinophyceae; Syndiniales; Amoebophryaceae.